This is a messenger RNA of Bufo bufo (common toad), 1841 nucleotides long. Its product is annotated as cytochrome P450 2C14-like. Gene Ontology annotation, biological process: xenobiotic metabolic process. NCBI's taxonomy places the organism in Eukaryota, Metazoa, Chordata, Amphibia, Anura, Bufonidae. The record is from RefSeq and is a predicted model, not a curated record. Gene Ontology annotation, molecular function: iron ion binding; heme binding; oxidoreductase activity, acting on paired donors, with incorporation or reduction of molecular oxygen, reduced flavin or flavoprotein as one donor, and incorporation of one atom of oxygen. Bases 158 to 1630 code for a protein of 490 amino acids. Gene Ontology annotation, cellular component: cytoplasm; intracellular membrane-bounded organelle. The transcript has 10 exons.
UGCAAAGUUAAUUAUAUACUUGUGUCAUAAUUCUAUGUUCUCUAAAAGCUUAAAAGCCAAGGAUUCACCACAAGAGGACAGAAUAUAAGAGUCUUCAUCGGAGGAUUGUUCUUCUGAACUCCGCACUACACAAAAUUACACAGAGCUCCCAUUCACCAUGGACCUGAUCACAGUUCUGCUCGCAGCUGUUGUCAUCUUAUUUUUGGCCGCUGUUUUUAAGAGCCAGAAUCAAGGAAAGUAUAAAAAUUUCCCACCUGGACCAAAGCCGUUACCAAUCGUUGGAAAUGUUUUCUCGCUGGACAUGUCAAAACCUCAUAAAACGUUCAUGGAGCUUUCUAUGACGUACGGCUCGGUCUUUAGUGUCCAGUUUGGCAUGACAAAAACGGUUGUCCUAUGUGGCUAUGAAGCUGUUAAGGAUGCGCUCAUCAAUCACGCCGAUGCAUUUUCUGAUAGACCUUAUGUUCCGGUGACUGCAAAAUUUGCAAAGAACAAUGGUAUUGUCUUUUCCAAUGGAGAGAACUGGAAAGUGAUGAGAAGAUUCACACUCUCCACACUACGAGAUUAUGGAAUGGGCAAGAAGAGCAUAGAAAACAAGAUUAUUGAGGAGGCUGAGUGUUUAGUACAGAAGUUAAAAUCAUAUGACGGGAAGCCAUUUGAUAAUUUGACCUGUAUUAAUGCCGCAGUAGCCAACAUAAUUGUGUGUCUACUACUCGGUCAUAGAUUUGACUAUGAGGAUCCGACUAUAUUAAAACUUAUGGCUAUAAUUAAUGAAAAUGUACGACUCCUCGGAAGCCCAUGGGUCAGGCUGUAUAACAGUUUUCCAUUACUGAUGGACUGGCUCCCUGGACCUCACAGAACAAUUUUUAAGAACGUUAAGGAAUUUAAGAAAUUCAUAAAAGUGACAUUUACAAAACAGAAGACAGAACUGGAUGUAAAUGACCAGAGGAACCUUAUUGAUGCUUUCCUAACCAAGCAACAAGAGGGCAAGUCUGAAUCCACUGAGUAUUUCCACAAUAAAAACUUGACUAUGUUGGUUGGAAACCUGUUUGCUGGUGGAAUAGAGACCACAUCGACCACGUUGAGAUGGGGACUUCUAUUCAUGAUGAAAUAUCCAGAAAUUCAACAAAAAGUACAAAAUGAAAUUGAAAGGGUGAUUGGAUCAGCUCAACCGCAAAUGGAGCAUAGGAAACAAAUGCCGUAUACAGAUGCCGUCAUUCAUGAAAUUCAACGCUUUGGUGAUGUUGUGCCAGGGAAUCUCCCACAUGCAACUUCUGAAGAUGUCAUAUUACAAGGGUAUUUUAUACCAAAGGGCACUAUUGUUAUCCCACUUCUGCACUCUCUACUCAGAGAAAAAACAUACUUUGCGAAACCUGAUGAGUUCUAUCCAGAACACUUUCUUGACUCUAAAGGAAAUUUCAAAAAGAAUGAGGCCUUUCUACCCUUCUCAAUAGGUAAACGUAGCUGUGCAGGAGAAACCUUGGCUAAAAUGGAGCUCUUCCUGUUCUUCACAACACUGUUACAAAAUUUUACUUUCAAUGCACCGCCUGGAGCCAAACUGGACCUUGAACCUUUACUGGGGAUUACAAAUGCCCCCCAAACCUAUAAGAUCUGUGCCAUAUCUCGCACAUAGACUACGCUUUCAGCCAACACAGACAUGAGAUAUGUUGUAUGUCAUCAUAAUUCUUUGAUGAGGUUCUGCUCUAAACCUGCAUUGUCUACAUGUGUUAUCAGUGCUUUCAGGCUGGAAAGAGGCCAAUUGUUAUGUGAUGGGAUCACUCUAUAGAGGCUCUAACUCUCCUGCCUAGAUAUAGAGUCAAAUUAUAAAAUCAUGUCUACUGUGA